AUGAAUAAUAUCAACCAGGCUCUGGCUGCAUCGCUGUUACAUCAACAACAACAACAGCAACAACAGCAGCAACAACAACAACAACUGUUGAUGGGACCACUUUGGCGUACAGCUUUUUCUGAACAGCAGCGACAUGAUGUUAUCAACCGACUGACUGAUUUGGUUCGUCAAGGUAUUCCACCAAAUGCUCAAAAUGAAGAACGGAUCCGCAACCUCGCUGCCAGUUUCGAAUCUGGUAUAUACGACCGAGCUGAAUCUAGAGAUAAUUAUGUGGCAUUGCUGCAGCAAAAAAUGAUGGCAAUUAGCAAGCGAUUAACUAUAUCUCGAGAACAGAAUGCUGGAGCAGCCUCAAACACAUCUCCAUCAACUCAAGCGUCAUCUACACCACAAAAAACAACUCAGGCACAGCAGCAAUUGCCAGUCAAUCAGAUUGGCAAUCCACUAGAUUUGACACAAACCUUUUCCAAUCCUGCCAUGAUGGCUCAAUUCCUUGCUCAACAGCCACAACUACAGCAGCAAAUCACUGCUACAAUGAUUCAACAAGAACAUUUUCGUCAACAGCAGCUGUUGAAUAAUACUCAAUUGACAGGACUGACGGCUGCACAAAACAAUCAACUUUUGCAAAGAAACAUGACUAAUCAAGCCAAUGCAAAUACAACGACAAACCAGCAGAUUAGAAACGCCAUCAAUUUCAUGCAACAGCAACAACAGCAGCAACAACAGCAGCAGCAACAGAAUCAGCAUAUAAUGGGCUUGGCUAGUACGAAUACAAGCCCACUAGUAACCGCGUCUACACUUCCGGGAAAUACCCAAUUCCGUCCUACUGGCACAUCCUCUAUAAUAAAUUCGAAUACCUCGGCACGAGUCAAUCAGCAGCAACAGGGAGAAAAACAGACAGCAGCAAUAAUUCAGCAAGCAAAAAUGCAACAGAUGCAAUCUACUGCACCAUCAACACCAUCCAUUUUAUCCUCUUUAGGUUUACAGCAACAAAUGCACAUGCAACAAUCAGGUAUAAAUAUAUCUCCACUGAUGACAUCUACUAAUCACCCUGUUACAAGUAUGCCGAGCCGUUCUCAAGACUCUCCUGUUUCUUUAGGAAAUCACUUGACUGCAGGUCUUCGUUUAAACCCAUUGGCACUUAAUGAUAUGCAAAAACAAUAUGUCAACAAACGUGUACAGUAUAACUUUGCAUUGCUGCAAUUGAUUAGCCCGAUAUUUCAUAAUAUCGAUCACUAUGUGAAUGUGAUGCAACAGCAUGGAAAUGGUGAAAAGGAAAUGGAAAAAAUCACAAAGUUGUUAACAAUGGCAACACCAGUGGCAUGCGAUACGACCAUGACUCAUUUGGAGAAAUACAAGUCUUACUGUGAAGUAUUAGAAAAGGGUGGACAAACGGGAUCGCUUGGACAAUUUCCAAAUACAACUGAGGCUGGGCAUAUUGGAACACCAGGUAGUAUAAAUUCAUCCCAAGCGCAAUAUGAUACACAAUCUCCAAAACAAAGAUCCUUAUUUUUAUAUACUACUUCAGGGGAUGGACUUGCCACAAGUGGACCAGCAUCGGCCCAGCCCACGCCUACUUCUGUUACUACCACAGCGGGAGCAAAAAAAAAGCUAGCUGAUUCACCAAAUAGCACGGUUCAUUCACGCAAUCAUGCACCUUCGACACCUAAUGCUUCUUUGCUCAGCACGAGAAAAUCCAUACGAGCAAGCGGUACCAGUAAUGUAUCAACCAAAGAUACACUUGACUCGGUAAAAACACCUGAUGUUUUGGCGCAGCUUAUGAUUGAAAGGGAGUUUGGACUACCGACUUCAACAAGCUGCACUGCAUAUGGGUUUGGUGAUGCAAUGAUGCAGUUUGAAAGUGAUGAAGGUGUUGGUGAUCUAUGUGAUUUUGAUAUAGUCGGGGAUGACGACGAACUUAUAGAUGAGGCAACGUUGUUGUUUGGCAAUGAAUACUGUACUGUCGUGUCUCCAGAAAAAUCGACAGAGCUCACAAUUGGUGGCGAUCUCAAAGAGGGAGCGGAUGCGCGGACAUGGACAUUAUUGGAACAACUUACUCAGAUCAAGACAACAAUGACAAUGAUUACAGUACAAAAGUUUGAUUUGUUACCGCCCAAUGGACCCAUUUUGAUUGUAUUUUCGUGGGAAGGAGGACGACGCGUUGGAGUGCGUAUAGGCAGCGAGGCAAUGUUUAAUCGGCAAGAAUGCAAUGUGAAUGGGCUGCCUUUUCAGGUUGAAAUGUUGUGUGGAGUGGAUUUGAAAAAAUUAGAUGAUUCAUUAGCAAAUCUAGCACAAACACUUAAGCGACCUGUUGGGAUAGUUGAUAUGCUUCGGAUAGCUAUUGCAUUAUGA
Molecule: messenger RNA, 2349 nt
Organism: Batrachochytrium dendrobatidis JAM81
Lineage: Eukaryota; Fungi; Chytridiomycota; Chytridiomycetes; Rhizophydiales
Exons: 9
Coding region: 1-2349 (782 amino acids)
Biological process (GO): regulation of DNA-templated transcription
Molecular function (GO): transcription coregulator activity
Source: RefSeq, a predicted model, not a curated record